Molecule: messenger RNA, 1701 nt
Organism: Colletotrichum paranaense
Lineage: Eukaryota; Fungi; Ascomycota; Sordariomycetes; Glomerellales; Glomerellaceae
Exons: 2
Biological process (GO): endoplasmic reticulum inheritance
Cellular component (GO): endoplasmic reticulum membrane; perinuclear endoplasmic reticulum; cortical endoplasmic reticulum
Source: RefSeq, a predicted model, not a curated record
UUUCUUUCCCGACCGCCGGACUUUGCACCGACUUCGCACCUCCUCUGCUUUGAGUUGUCUGCAUGCCAUAUUUCGCAACAGCAUCCGUCGAUAUCCUCUGAAUACCUUACUCCUGCCGAGUUCCUGCCAUCGACCAGCGAGACGAGACGAUCCAACUUUGCUCUGAUAUUAUACAAACACCAUCUACGGUCCCCUCACCGUCUCGCGUGCUCCCCACCACCAAACUUAGCUCGGCCCUCUCCAAGUUUGCGACGACAUUUACGAGCGCCUCUCUUUGUCGCUUCCCUCGACCGUUCGCGACCACGCCGACCUGUCGUCCAAAGUGGCCGGUCAUCGCCAGAAACAUACCCCUUUGUCGGCGCGGCUCCAGCAAGCCAGCUCGUCGCGCCGAUGUGGUGGUUCCUCCGAAUCGUCGCCAGUGCCAUCUUCCUGCUGAGCAUAGUCCUCUCCAUACCUGUCGCCUUUGAUGUCGGCGGUAGGGACAGUGGACUGGCCUACAGUCUUGCCCUCUCCGCCUUCUACUUUGUCUACUCGACCAUCGCCGUCGUCACCCCCGCAAAGUCGCGCGUUCGCUGGGCCAUAUCCGUCAUCCUUCGCCUCUCCCAGUGGGUUGUCAUUCCCGGACUUUUGAUCUGGGCCCUCAGCCGCUUCGCCGUCGACGCUGGAGCUACCAACUGGGUGGAGCGGACACUGCAAGGCAUCACCACUUCCAAGUCGACGUCAUGGGGCGAAUGGGUAUUUGGCGAGGGUGGUGUUAUUGAGACCAUAACCUUGGGCGGUUGGGAUAAGACGUUGAGGUACUCAAGUCCCGUUUUCCAGCUUCUCGAGGGAUUCUGCACGCUCCUUGUCAUUCAAGCUGCCGGACAGAUCACCAAAUGGCUCGUCAACAGAGGACGAAGCGACACUUGGAUUAUUAUCCUGCUCGUUAUCUCUGGCAGCGUGCUUGCGAGCGCCGUUUACUUUCUCUGGCGUGUCGCCCACUUCCCUUGGAUUGACAACUCGGAUGCUAUCUUGAUCGGUGUCACCAUGACUUCAGCCUUCUUCCUGGGCGCGUAUGGAAUUGGCAGCGGGCGCGGCAACCCUAUCGAGUCGUCCCUGCUUUUCGCAUACGUCGUCCUCUGCGUCUACCAGAUCUUCACCGAUUACCUCCCCUCGGAGUCCACCGAGGCGGAUCAACACCAGUCCUCACAGCCCGACUUCCCACCCUUGCCUCCGAUUAUCAUGGCGUCUUACUCGACUCUGCUCCACAUGCUCGGCUCCCUUCCCCAUGCCGUCCACUCGUCUCUCAGUCUUCUCUACGCGGCGUUCCAGACCAUUACGCCUUCUGUCAUCAUUUCGCUCGCCUUCCGACUUCUUGUCUUUUACUGCGCUACACGCAUUAUUCCUGCCGUCCGUGAAUCGGGAGCCAGGGCUCUCAUGGAGGAACCGACUCUGGAAGAAUCAGACGCUGCCAACUGGCUCCUUGGGAUUAUCACCUACUUCUCGCCUUCGAUUCUCAUUGCCAUGUACACAAGCUUGCUUCUGCAACACUUCUCAACAAACGAUGGGCCAGAUGGAUGGACGCUGAGAGGAGGCGACCCCGGCGGCAACGUCUGGCGCUGGACGAACGUAGCAGCAACAAUGACCCUGUACGCAAUUGAGUUGUACUUGGGUAACGAGGAUCACGAUGGUGGUCUGACAAAUCACUGGAAGAUGGAUUGA